Molecule: messenger RNA, 2126 nt
Organism: Strongylocentrotus purpuratus (purple sea urchin)
Lineage: Eukaryota; Metazoa; Echinodermata; Echinoidea; Camarodonta; Strongylocentrotidae
Exons: 5
Coding region: 140-868 (242 amino acids)
Source: RefSeq, a predicted model, not a curated record
CACUGCUAUAUAACUGUAUUUAUUGUGGCUAUUUUUAUUCUUUUUAUCACCUUCAACAUUUUCACCAGACGGUUGUUACCAAUUGUACUCCAUUAACAACCCCAAUCUGACUACCGAGUCGUGCAUUGAAUCCUGCAAAAUGUUGUCCAUACCUUAUGCUGGUGUUGUUACUAAAAGCAAGGAGUGUUUCUGCGGAUUAAUUUUUGACGUUGGCUCAAACUCCAGUUGCUUAUAUUAUGGACCUCGUACUUCAUGUUGUGCUAGCUCGUGCCUUGAGAACAGGGUUUUCUCCUGUGGCAAUUUAGGAGAACUGACUGUUUUUGAUCUUCUUCCUGGUCCUGACAAUUCUGUUACUCCCAGAGAGCAACAGACGACCGAAAAGUCAACUAGCGUGAUGGCAAUUUCUACGAAUCAUGCUGGGCAACAGUCAACGAUAACUCAGCAUGAAUCUACACCGCCCUUUAUCACAGGAAAAGGAGUGACGGCCGCGGUCCUAGGAACUUUAUGUGGAAUCCUGCUCAUCUACAGUGUUAUAGUUUCUUUGUUGCUUUACUUAUCAAGACGAACUCGACGAUCCUCGAAGAACUCUAAAGAGCCCACUGCUGCCAAGCAGAAACCAUACACCGGUCUUGAUCGGACGAAUCCCGAACGCCAUUCCUAUCAAGGCAUAUACCUGAGCCCAAACGGAGAAGGAGAUCAAUGCCCUAAUUCCUUCCAAACUCAUUCCUACCAAGAGAUCGUAACUCCUUGCUCCUCCUACCGAAAUGACGCGGUGGGGCAAGUGCGCGGACGACAGGCGGCGCAGGAAGCAAGAAGAAGUGCCCCCGACGAUCCUGGUGACAUGCACUACGUCAUACCUGAACUCUAAACAAAUUAUGUUAUGUAAGGAACCCGGAAAAUUGAGAGUUAUUAUUUUGUCAUAGAUACAGGGUUUUGAAUAUGAUCGCAGUUUGAUUGCAGGGUAGGUGCAGGUUAAUGAUUAGAUUACAGUUUGGUAUAGUGUUUGAUACAAGGUUAAAGUUAUGAAUAUAGCUAGUGUAUAGGAACACGACUGCGGAGUAAUCGUCGCCGGAGUAUAUGUCGUAGCACCCGGGUUUUAACUGUGUUUCAUAUCUAAAAUGAUUACAAAUUCGUUUAUUCAUGAAAUUAAGAACAUAGAUUUAGCUUAUCACUAAUAGCAUACCUGUAUAGUGUAUAUAAUAUAUGCCCUAUAUCUUAUAUUUUUUCCAAAAUGUAGAACAAACGUGUACGAGAACAAUAAUUGUUUUUGUUAUAAAAGGAAGAUCGUCACGCAUUUACCCUUGUCUAUACAUACAAUUUAUUCACAUGUUCGGCAGUAGUUUCAAUGAAGUGUAUAACUGUCACUGUCAUCACUGACAAAGGAGAUAUUUUAGAAGAGAAGAAUAGAAGAAUGGAUCAUUAUGUCAACAUGCAGAUUCCUGUUAUCUCAUGCCAUUAGCGUAGUUGUAUAUCACCAUAUUUUAUAUUUUGGAGAUGCAUACCGGAUAAGUUUACCAGUUUGUCAGUUUUGAUUUAACUAAAUCAUGAUUUGAUAUGAGCUGACGAAUGUAUACCCAAUUUAAUUGGAAAAUGUAAUCACUCUGUAUUAUGUCUUCGAGUUUUUGUCGAAUUCGAUUAUGUACGUAACAAAGCCAAAGAUUGACCGUGACUAGUUUCUAUGCUGUACGAAAUUAUGCAAUAUUAUUCAACCAUAUAGCUGCGAAAAUUAUGUUAUUAUUUAACGGAUCAUUGUAAUAGUGGUUGAAUAAUAACCAGUACCCGACUUCCAGUAGUUUUGUCGGCACUCACCUCAUUGUUUGGCCCAUAUCAACAAUAUAUUUAAGCAAUAAGGGUUUUGACUGUAUAUGAAUUAGGUAGAUUUCAACUGGGAGAAUUUAUGUACAGGUCUGAAAAGGGACUAUUACCAAACUCACUUAAAAACUGGUUUAGAUGCAACAAUGAUGUACAUUGUUAUAACACCCGAAACUCCAAGAAUUUGCAUAGCAUUUAUUACAGAACUGCUACUGGCCAAAGAAGUGUUAAGUACCAGGGUUACCUUACAUGGUCUGCUUUAGACGACAGUCUCAAACAAUCCGCAUCAUUACGACAAUUUAAGUUGAAAAAUA